Miscanthus lutarioriparius is the source of this 1461-nucleotide messenger RNA. NCBI's taxonomy places the organism in Eukaryota, Viridiplantae, Streptophyta, Magnoliopsida, Poales, Poaceae. The record is from the annotation of a GenBank genome assembly.
AUGGGCAGGGGGUGUGUGCCACUGGUCAAGCGAAGCGGUAGUUCAUCGCAACAACCGAGACGACGCGCUCCGUCGACCAACAAGAGGGCAAAAGAAGAUGAGGAAAUUAGUGGUGUUGGCAAGUUCAAGAAGAAGCCUAUCCAAAAUGAAGACGACUUGAAGGUGAUGUUUGGAAACAUUGUUAAUGAGGAGCAAGAUCAUUGGAAUCCUAUGAGUUCCAACCCCAUCAUACCCCUUGAUGAUGACAUCCAAUGCAUGAUGAUGUUCAGGAGGUCACUCCGGUCACGCAUAAAUGGUAAGAAAAAGGCUAAGGUUAUUUUGGAGAAGCCCACCAAGAAACCUAAGAGUAGCACGACCCUUGUUAUCCAAGAGCACAUCUCAAAGAUUUCUGAGUCUGCAUCUUCUUUUGUGUCUAAAAGGCAAGGUGGGAUCACCAUUGAGCAAGUUAUGGAACAUGUUGUGGCAUGUGGGGCUGCAUAUAAGACCGAUGAGCAUUUUGUGGCAACUGAGUUGUUUGUGAAGAAAGAGCAAAGAGAAAUGUUCAUGACCCUCAUUUUCGUGAAUUUGUUGUCAUUUCCAGAUAUGGUUGGGAACAGUGUGAUGUGGCAACACCUGGAAGUGGAGGAUCUCCUUCUUUACCACAAGGAGAAAAUCCUUCUCUACUACAAGGAGAAAAUCCAUGAGUCAGGGAGGGCCUUUGUUCUAAGGGAGGUCCAUCAUGAAGAGUGUGCUCGAAGGCUUAAUGAAAAGUAUGGUACUAACUUCACGUGGAAACAAACCUACAACAAGUACCACAAGCUUAAAGGAGAAUGGAAGCUGAUCAUGGAGGCAAAGUCUGCUAAGGGUGCUAGUUUUGAUGAUGUUCAGAAGAAGAUAAUCUAUGACGAGAUAGAGGUUGUCAAGAUGAAAGCUAAAGGUGAUAAGAAGGCUAAGUACUACAAUGUUCCAAUUCUCUUGUAUGAUGAGAUGGAGUUUGUCUUCACGGGGAAACAUGCUACUGGAGAGUUCAGUGUUAUUGAAGCACCAUUUGUUAGCUCAGCAAGGCAAGAGAAUGAUCUCGUUGGGAAUGUCGACCCAACUCAAGAACUAGCAGAUCUGAAUGGUGAUCCUUCUCAACACGAUUCCGACACCCACCCAGAGUCUGAUAGUCCAAAUCCAAACCCAGUAGGUUCUAAGCGCAAACACGAAGAAAAGGAGAAGAAAGGGAAAUGGGCUAAGCAAGGUGUCCCCAUUUCCAUGCAGGCCUUGUCGGAAGCAGUGAGCUUUACCCAUGGCACUGAUCCACACGAGGGUAUAUUCAUAGGCAUUGAAGACAUGGAUGAAUAUCCUUUGCCGGUUCGUCUUGAUUUGCUAACCUAUCUUGCUCAAAAUCGCCACAUUGCUAACAUGUUGAAGGGACGGAAGGAGGAAACUUUCAAGCAAUGGGUGGCACGAUGGGUCGCUGGUCACUAUCCUUUGUGA